Molecule: messenger RNA, 1329 nt
Organism: Epithele typhae
Lineage: Eukaryota; Fungi; Basidiomycota; Agaricomycetes; Polyporales; Epitheliaceae
Exons: 9
Coding region: 1-1329 (442 amino acids)
Biological process (GO): maturation of LSU-rRNA from tricistronic rRNA transcript (SSU-rRNA, 5.8S rRNA, LSU-rRNA); maturation of 5.8S rRNA from tricistronic rRNA transcript (SSU-rRNA, 5.8S rRNA, LSU-rRNA)
Cellular component (GO): nucleolus
Source: RefSeq, a predicted model, not a curated record
AUGUCCAGUAACGCAAGUCUCGCCAACGUCUCUCAGCCACAGCGAUCCUUAUCGCUCAUUCUUCCCGUAGGGGUGAAGAUCUCGGCGAACGUCGCGGAGGGCGUUGCUUCGUGUCCAGAGCAUGGAGUGUCCUCGACCUUAGAGAACAAGGCGUUCCCACACAUCGUCGGCACGAUCAAAGUCGCGUCCAGCGAACGCUAUUCCACCUUCUGCUCCACCGCCCUCUCGGUCGCGCAUGCCGAUCGUUCGCAGGGCAACCUCAGGAGCACGCUCAACCGGGAUGUCUCCCUCUACUACUUCGAGGCUGUCCUUCGAGUCGGCUUGUGCGUUGAACUUUCUUCGUCUUCUGCGAUCACCCCGAUCCUCGCUCAUGCGCAGCUCCAAACCUUUUCCCUCGGAUUGGAUCAGUCUGUCACCCCCCGCGACCAGCCGUGCUGGUGCCGCGUCGAGGCUGUGUCUUACAUCGUCUCCUUCAUCUUCGUGGGCGUCAUAUACUUCCUGCCCGCAAAGCACCUCCAUGCCAGCCAGUACGACGUCCUCGAGCUCUUCCACGACGUGCACAGACAACAUUCCAGCCCGAGAUCAGCCGGCCCAUCGACCUCCUCCUCCAACGCGGCAGAAGACAUCUUCAAGACCGCCUGCUACACCUUCUACCUCCCCGUCGCUCUCGUCAUGCGCCUCCGCGGCAUCCCCCAGUUGGCUUCUCUGGAGCUCGCUCUCAAGACCCUCGCGGCGUGCCCAGAGCUAGUCGCAGGCUACUGGCCGAGCGCGGGGCUCGCGCUCGAACCGCGCCUGCCGUCCAAAUGGCUCGCCAACAUCCCGCUCUUCGGCGUCGUUGCCUCCCUCCCCGUGCCCACCGCCUCGUUGUUCCUCGCGGAAAGCGGGAGCAGUGGCGCGUCGCUCAACUUCCACAUCCUCCUCAAAGCCUACAUCAUCACCCCCACUCCAGCCGUCCGCGCGGCCAUCGUCGCCCUCAUCCGCUACAUAUUUGCUCCUGGUGUUCUCUUCCGACACGACCCCGACGAGAUCGCACUGUGGCUCGAGUAUCUCCCCCGCACUCGGCGUGCCCCCGGCCCACAAUCCCGUGACGGUACGCCGUACAAGUACGUCGAGGACCUCCGGCAGGCCGCGGGCGCGGGCUCCAUCGGGCCCUGCCUGGAUGCGGUGCCGAGCCCGCUGCUCGCGACGGUCGUCGAGCAGCUCGGCGCGAAGUUCGGGGUGCAGCGGCUCGCCCCGGCAGACGCGCCGGUGCCGUUCUCGUUUGCCAGGAAGCUGAUAAGGGCGUAUGCGAACCGGAUGUCUGUGCUCGUGGAGGGGAGUUCUUGGUGA